GACAUCGGAGCCACAGCUAUAGCUCAAGCACAGAAAAACAGUCACAAAACCCCACCCAUGCACAUGGAGGCUUGUGCGGGCCAAGCUAGCAGCGCGCACAUCGUCCUGGUGCACGGCGCAUGCCUCGGCGGCUGGUCCUGGUUCAAGGUGGCGACGCGGCUCAGGUCGGCCGGGCACCGCGUCAGCACGCCUGACCUCGCGGCGUCCGGCGUCGACCCCAGGCCGCUGCGCGAGGUGCCGACGUUCCGCGACUACACCAAGCCGCUGCUGGACCUCCUGGAGUCCCUCCCGCCGGGCGAGAAGGUGGUCCUCGUCGGCCACAGCCUCGGCGGCGUGAACAUGGCCCUCGCCUGCGAGCUGUUCCCGGAGAAGAUCGCCGCUGCGGUGUUCGUCGCCGCCUUCAUGCCGGACCACAGGUCGCCGCCGUCGUACGUGCUUGAAAAGUUCGUGGAGGGGAGAACGCUGGACUGGAUGGACACGGAGUUUAAGCCUCAAGAUCCCGAGGGCAAGCUGCCCACUUCCAUGCUGUUCGGGCCGCUGGUCACUCGUGCAAAGUUCUUCCAGCUGUGCUCGCCGGAGGACCUGACGCUGGGACGAUCCCUGAUGAGGGUCAGCUCCAUGUUCGUGGACGACCUGAGACUGCAGCCGCCGCACACCGAGGCCCGCUACGGGUCGGUGCGCAAGGCGUACAUCGUCUUCAAGGACGACCACGCCAUUGUCGAGGCGUUCCAGCGGUGGAUGGUGCACAACUACCCCGUGGAUGAGGUGAUGGAAAUCGACGGCGCGGACCACAUGGCGUUGCUCUCGACGCCGACCGAGCUGGCGCGCUGCCUCGCUCACAUCGCUGUCAAGUAUGCUGCCUGAAGUAUGAUACCGUCUCGUUGCCGGCAUUUGUGAUUGGAUUUGUGACAUCUCUAUUGUUGCUGUUACCGUUCAGUAUGUUUCAGAGACUUCUACUGCACCCUAUAUUAGAGACGGAUGAUGCAUGUAACUUGUGGCUAUUUAAUAAUUGAAGUUAAAUGUUGGUGCGCA
Triticum dicoccoides is the source of this 1032-nucleotide messenger RNA. RefSeq names its product salicylic acid-binding protein 2-like. Gene Ontology annotation, biological process: jasmonic acid metabolic process; salicylic acid metabolic process. Gene Ontology annotation, molecular function: methyl indole-3-acetate esterase activity; methyl salicylate esterase activity; methyl jasmonate esterase activity. The transcript is spliced from 3 exons. The record is from RefSeq and is a predicted model, not a curated record. Lineage: Eukaryota; Viridiplantae; Streptophyta; Magnoliopsida; Poales; Poaceae. The coding region runs from base 58 to 864 and encodes 268 amino acids.